AUGGCGCAGAGGGCGCUGGAGCUGACCCUGAUAUCGGGCAAGGACCUCAAGGACGUGAACCUCUUCUCGGCCAUGGAGGUGUACGCGGUCGUAUCCCUCUCCGGCGACCCGCGCUCCCGCCAGCGCGUCGCCACCGACCGCGCCGGCGGCCGCAACCCGACCUGGAACGCGACUGUCCGCUUCACCGUCCCCGCCAACGCCGCGGGCUCCGUCCACGUGCUGCUCCGCGCCGAGCGCGCCCUCGGCGACCGCGACGUCGGCGAGGUCCACAUCCCGCUCUCCGAGCUGCUCUCCGGCGCCCCUGAUGGCCCCGUGCCCGUCAAGUUCGUCGCCUACCAGGUCCGCAAGAUCGGGUCCGGGAAGCCACAGGGGGUGCUCAACUUCUCGUACAAGCUCGGCGAGGUCACCCAGGGCCAGGCCGGUGGCGCCUACGGUGGUGCGCAGGCCGCGUACGCGCAGCCUCCCCCCGCCGCCGCGUACCCGCCGCAGGGCGCGUAUCCUCCGGCCGGCAAGGCCGACGCCUACGGGGCUCCGUCCGCCUACCCACCGCCUGGUAACGCGUACCCGCCGCAGUCAGCGUACCCGCAGAUGGCGAAGGCCGACGGGGCAGCAACCGCUGGUGCCUACCCGCCUCCCUCCGGCUACCCACCCGCUGGCAAGACAGGCGAGCCAUCCACCGCCUACCCAGCGGCCGCCGCGGGACCCAGCACCGGCGCUCCAUACGGCGCCCCGCCCCCACAGUACGGCUAUGGGUACCCACCGCAGCAGCCGGCCGGGUACGGCUACCCUCCCCCGCCGCCGCAAGGAGGGUACAGCGGCUACGGCUACCCGCCACAGCAGCCGGCCGGGUACGGGUACCAGCAGCAGGCCGUGAAGCCGCCGAAGAAGAGCGGCAUGGGGAUGGGCCUCGGCGCGGGGCUCCUCGGAGGCGCGCUCGGCGGGCUCCUCAUCGGCGACAUGAUCUCCGACUCCGCCGGAGGGUAUGACGCCGGCUAUGACGCUGGGUUCGACGACGGCGGUGGCUUCGAUUUCUAG
Molecule: messenger RNA, 1035 nt
Organism: Triticum turgidum subsp. durum (durum wheat)
Lineage: Eukaryota; Viridiplantae; Streptophyta; Magnoliopsida; Poales; Poaceae
Source: the annotation of a GenBank genome assembly